CGCUCCCGAUUUGCGCCGUUUGAAUGCGUUUACCGUGAAUUUCAGGAUAUAGAUGCACUAACAUGGAAGUGUCUGAGUUGACCGCAGUCACAGGGUUCCAGGUUGGUGUGGUGAGAGAGCAAACUAUCUGUGGGGAGGAGGACUGCCUGGGGCAUCGUGUCCCUGGCUCUCAAGUGACUAAGGGAGGAGCUUGGCAAACUGUUCUGCAGCAUGGAGAAGGAAGACCUGAAGGUCCUCAACAAAGGGGAAGAGGAGGAGAUGGAGCUGCAGGGCUACCGUCUGUGUCGUUGGCGGGUGGCCCUGGUGGGCUUCGGGGUGCUGUGUACGGGGGGCUUCCUCUUCCUGCUGCUCUACUGGAUGCCAGAGUGGUGCGUCAAAUCCACCUGCACCCGUACCACAGCCCGUGAUGCCGAAGUGGUAUUGCUGCGCUCCACAGAUGAGUUCCGACGCUGGUUCCUGGCCAGGGUACGAGUGAUGCUGGCCCCGGGGAGCAACCCCUUCCACAGCCUGGAGACCCAGACCACCUCCCCCUCCCCUAACUCUCCCUCCUGUCCCUUCUCCUCCCCCCAUCUGGCCAAUGGAUAUAACCCCCACUCCUCUGAUGGCAGCCCUGCUCAGGAGCUCAUCAGAAGUUUUGGUGACUACCAGCCCACACAGAUUCGGUAUUUUACCUUCCAUAGCACAAAGUAUUAUUGGAACGACGGGGCGCAGAACUUUGACGUUUUAAAUGGCCUGGAUGAUCUGCAGGUCAGCUGCUCCACCCUCCACUUGGAGCACAGUACAGGCCUGACCAGGAACCAGCAGGAGUACAGGAGACUGUUCUUCGGAGUGAAUGAAAUUGCAGUGAAAGUGCCUUCUGUUUUCAAGCUGCUUAUCAAAGAGGUUUUAAACCCUUUCUACAUCUUCCAGCUCUUCAGCGUGAUCCUGUGGAGUGCCGAUGAGUAUUACUAUUAUGCUGUGGCCAUUCUUUUCAUGUCGGUCAUAUCCAUAGCUACCUCUCUGUACACCAUCAAAAAGCAAUACAUCAUGCUUCAUGAUAUGGUGGCAACUCACAGUACUGUCCGUGUGUCUGUAUGCCGAGCCAACAAUGAAAUCGAAGAGAUUUUGUCUACUGAUCUGGUGCCCGGUGAUGUGAUGGUCAUCCCCAGCAAUGGGACCAUCAUGCCAUGUGACGCCGUGCUGGUCAGCGGCACCUGCAUCGUCAAUGAAAGCAUGCUCACAGGUGAGAGCGUUCCUGUGACGAAGACCAACCUCCCCAACCCAUUGCCCGGGGAGAUGGGGGAGGAGGAUGACAGUGCCUACAACACAGAGGAACAUAAGAGACACACACUCUUCUGUGGCACCCACGUCAUCCAGACCCGCUUCUACACAGGAGACCUGGUCAAGGCUGUGGUGGUCAGCACAGGUUUCAGCACAGCCAAAGGCCAGCUGGUGCGCUCUAUCCUUUACCCAAAACCCACCGACUUCAAGCUGUACCGUGAUGCCUACCUCUUCCUGUUGUGUCUGGUGGCUGUGGCUGGAAUUGGCUUUGUCUACUCCAUUGUCCUCAGCGUCAUGAACAAGGUGCCAGCUAAGACCAUCAUCAUUGAGUCCCUGGACAUCAUCACCAUCACUGUGCCACCGGCGCUGCCAGCCGCCAUGACAGCUGGCAUUGUGUACGCCCAGCGACGCCUCAAACAACUUGGCAUUUUCUGCAUCAGUCCACAGAGGAUCAAUAUCUGUGGUCAGAUCAAUCUGGUCUGCUUUGACAAGACUGGAACUCUGACAGAAGAUGGAUUAGACCUAUGGGGAGUUCAGAGGGUUGAGAAUGGCAGUUUCCAUCUGUCAGAGGAAAACGCAUAUAAGGAAAAUCUUGUGAAGUCCCAGUUUGUGGCUUGUAUGGCCACCUGCCACUCUCUUACCAAAAUAGAAGGCCAGCUGUCUGGAGAUCCGCUGGACCUCAAAAUGUUUGAGGCUAUCGGCUGGAUCCUGGAGGAGGCCACUGAGGAGGAAACAUCUCUCCACAACCGUAUCAUGCCCACUGUUGUCCGACCCCCAAAACAGCUGUUGCCCCCAGAGCCUGCAGCAUCACCAGAGCAGGACAUGGAACUCUAUGACCUCACGUCAGCGUAUGAGAUAGGUAUCGUGCGCCAGUUUCCCUUUUCUUCAGCACUCCAGAGGAUGUGUGUGGUGGCUCGCCUGCUGGGGGAGAAACGUAUGGAUGCCUACAUGAAGGGAGCGCCAGAAGUGGUGGCUAGUAUCUGCAAGAAAGAGACGGUGCCAGAAAACUUUGCAGAGAUUUUGGAGGGCUACACCAAGCAGGGUUUCAGGGUCAUCGCUCUGGCUCAUCGUCGACUUGAAUCCAAACUCACCUGGCACAAAGUGCAGAACAUCAACAGGGAUCACAUUGAGGCAAACAUGGAGUUCCUUGGUCUGAUCAUCAUGCAGAACAAGCUGAAGCCAGAAACUCCAGCUGUGCUGCAGGACCUCUACCGAGCCAGCAUCCGCACAGUCAUGGUUACUGGUGACAACAUGCUGACAGCCAUCUCUGUGGCCCGGGACUGUGGAAUGAUCCCUCCCCAAGAUACAGUCAUCAUUGCUGAUGCCCUCCCUCCCCAUGAUGGACAAGCUGCAAAGAUCACCUGGAGAUACGCUGACAAGGCGGGCAAGACAUCGCGCCUGGAGGACAUGAACGUCAGUCUGGAGGAUGUGUCUCACGUCGAUGAGCCCAAAACAAAAGAAUUGUAUCACUUUGCUAUGAACGGAAAAUCGUUUGCCGUCAUCUCCGAGCAUUUCCCUGACAUGCUUCAAAAGUUGGUGCUGCAUGGCACAGUGUUUGCCAGAAUGGCCCCGGACCAGAAAACUCAACUCAUUGAGGCAUUGCAAGGCGUAGACUACUUUGUGGGGAUGUGCGGAGACGGAGCAAACGACUGUGGGGCUCUGAAGAGGGCACAUGGUGGCAUCUCUCUGUCAGAGCUCGAGGCCUCUGUAGCGUCUCCCUUCACCUCCAGGACCCCCAACAUCUCCUGUGUCCCCAGCCUCAUCAAGGAGGGGCGUGCCGCUCUCAUCACCUCUUUCUGCGUUUUCAAGUUCAUGGCGCUCUACAGCAUCAUCCAGUACAUCAGCGUCACUCUCCUCUACUCUAUCCUCAGUAACCUUGGAGACUUCCAGUUCCUCUUCAUUGAUAUUGCCAUCAUCCUCCUUAUUGUCUUUACCAUGAGUCUGAAUCCGUCUUGGACGGAACUGGUGUCACGUCGUCCCCCGUCGGGUCUGAUCUCGGGGCCUCUGUUGUUCUCCGUGCUGACCCAGAUCCUCGUCUGCUUGGGCUUCCAGACCAUUACAUUCCUUUGGGUCCGACAGCAGUCCUGGUACACAGUCUGGACUCCACUUACAGAUGUCUGCAACCCGUCAGCGUAUACUAACGUGUCUGACCACAAUGACACAGAAGUGGACGACCACAACAUCCAAAACUACGAGAACACCAGCCUCUUCUAUGUCUCCUCCUUCCAGUAUCUCGUUGUUGCCAUUGUUUUCUCAAAGGGAAAACCUUUCAGGCAGCCUAGCUACAAGAAUUGGCCUUUUGUGCUGUCUGCCUUGAGUUUGUAUGUUUUCCUGCUGUUCAUCAUGUUCCACCCUGUCAAAGGCAUUGAUGAGUUUCUAGAGAUUGUUUGUGUCCCGAUUGAAUGGAAGAUAAAACUCUUCCUCAUCAUCUUAGUCAAUGCUGUGGUGUCUGUUUUCAUGGAGACCUUCAUCCUUGACAUCAUCUUAUGGAAGCUUGUGUUCAGCCGAGACAAACAGAGCAGCUUUGGCAUCACUCCUGUCGCCCCGUCACCACAGGGGGUCAUUGACCUGCGAGCGUACAAGUGUCUGUCCCGGCUGUGCUGCCCAAGCAAGAUUACACCCAAAGCUCGCUACAUGCAUCUGGCCCAGGAGCUCAGCGUGGACCCCGACUGGCCUCCGAAGCCAACCACCACCACCGAAGCCAAGUCCCACCCAGAAAAUGGCUCCACCUAUCAAAUCGUGAUCAACUCCUAGCACCCCCCCACAGCACCUCACACUAUCUAAUCUAUCCCUCCGAUACAGGAGACAUGUACGCAUAUGCCGCGUGUUCAGUGAACGCGCCUUCAACCUAUUCAAAUUACAUUGUCAUAAGAUAAUCGCCUGUUGUUACAGUUCACACAGACUUGCGUCUAAUACUGUAGUUCCAGAGAGUUUGCUGCAAAAACCUUAAGUACCAAACACAGUCUCUCAGCACUCUUGCUCUCUCUGGCUCAACCACUCACGCGGUCUCAGGUCUCUCUUGCUCGUCUUUAAAUGUAAUUUAAAUAUCAGUAACUUUUAUUGUAAUUCCCAUCCCUUAUUGCAAUGUCUGUUCUCCAACGCUGAGGAGCAUUCAACCCAGGCUGGGAGGUGGGGUGAUAUGCCAGGUGGAAUAUGCGCGCUGAUCUCUUCAGAUCGACUGCCAAUGCAGUUUUAAUAUCGCCUCACUUUGUCUGUGUGAAAGGGGUAUAAAAGAGCCGAAGUAGCACUCCGCUAGGAAAUGGAGGAAGUAGAAUAAGGAGUACAGUAUAGGAUGAAAAAGAUGGUAGUUUAGAAGAAUGGUUGUACUUUGGCCCUCUAAAGUAUGACCCACUCUUACUUAGACGGCGAGUAAGAUAAUUGGUCGAUAGAGGAAGAUUUUGAACUGUUUGAGGAAGAGGAUGGAAGAAAAAGGUUUCAUUGACCAACACUGUAUGAUCUGAUCAUAUAUACAGUUUUUAAAAGCAGCAAUUCCUCUGCAUUGCUGAGCAGCCUACACCUUACUUCAGUUUGUUCACACAGUAACAAUGACAGGCGGUGCAGGCUCGGAUUGCUACUAUGUAGUGGUCUUAUACAGCUAAUGUAAAUGCAUAGAGGGUCAUUUUAAUGAGCUAGCAUUACCACCUGGCCAGUGCUCAUUUGAGUAUUGAAUCAUAACCAAAAAGAAACGCUUUAAAGCUUACCAUGGACCCACAGGAAUGAAUGGAAAAUAAUAAUCUGAGACCAGUAUUCAAAUAGUCUUUCAAGCACACUGAAUUGUAGGAGAUUAGGAAUCUCGAAACAACUUCAAUUGCACACCUCCGGCAGAACUUCCAUUUGCUGUCGAGAGCCAGCAACGGAGUUAUGGAAAAGUACAGAAAAUGAAACGGGGCAUUUCCAAAUUUUAAGAUUUGGAAACUUUACAAUAAGUCUGUUGUCCCCGACCGCAUUUAAUUUAAGCUCUCAGAAAUUUUGAAAAUGUUAUAUAUAUAUAUAUCUCUUACGUUAUAAGUAGGCAAGUUAGGUUAAGGGAAAGUGUUUUUAAAAUGAAUCACAAAUUACAGUACAUUAUACAUCAGAUUGAUGAUUGAAGCUACAAAGUGAUGAACCACCUCAACUUUUGGCCAGAUUAUGAGGAAAAUGCAACCUCCAAUGACUUCCUUAUAGUCAAAACUUUAGUGCUUGUAGAAAGUAAAGGACUUAAAGAGAACAGUGAGGGAGACAGAUGUGCUCAUCCUCUCUCAACCACAAGCUGGGACCUCUGGCAGGAUCUCAUUAUGAUUGUCACUUUGUCAGAGUUUACCUUUUUAAAGAUGUGUAUUAAAAAAAAUAAAAAAACCUUAUAAACGUUUUAGGCAUGCUAGUAGAUCCAUUGGUCUGUCGGUCCACCAACCGCUCAAUAACACUUCAGGAUACCUCGGAAACUACUGACUGAAUUCUCUUCAACUUCCGUUGUACUUUGAUAUUAAUCCCUACACAGCAUGCUAACAUGUUAAAUGUUAGCAUGCUAAACUUACAUAAGUAUUACCAUACCAUGCUAACAAGUCUGACAGGGAACAACAUGGCCUUUCCUCUGUUGCUCUCCUCAGGCCAGACAUUUUCCCCAUUUAGUGGUGAAGAUCUAACAGCGAAUGUGUCUGUACUUUUCAUCCACCAAUAUAUGUUUUUUUUCUAGGGUGUAAUGAGCUUCACACUCUCAUGGGCCACCAGUGUGACUAUAUUCUAAAUUAUAACCUCAUGUUUUUGCAUCCAUGAGCCAUCUGAAAAGCUCCCAAGAGUUGCAUGAAGCCAGCUCCUUAGUGUCACGUUCUGAAGACUUAAUGGCUGCAAUACCAGACACAUUGCUACAAAUACAGCAUUACUGUAGAAUUCAGGAGCGUUACAUUAACAUCUCUGUAUUAAGAAUAUUCUGCACAAGAAA
Anarrhichthys ocellatus (wolf-eel) is the source of this 6178-nucleotide messenger RNA. RefSeq names its product ATPase 13A3 (gene atp13a3). The coding region runs from base 211 to 4014 and encodes 1267 amino acids. Gene Ontology annotation, molecular function: ATPase-coupled monoatomic cation transmembrane transporter activity; ATP binding; ATP hydrolysis activity. The transcript has 34 exons. The record is from RefSeq and is a predicted model, not a curated record. Gene Ontology annotation, biological process: polyamine transmembrane transport; intracellular calcium ion homeostasis. Lineage: Eukaryota; Metazoa; Chordata; Actinopteri; Perciformes; Anarhichadidae. Gene Ontology annotation, cellular component: late endosome membrane.